Dendroctonus ponderosae (mountain pine beetle) is the source of this 549-nucleotide messenger RNA. Its product is annotated as probable NADH dehydrogenase [ubiquinone] 1 alpha subcomplex subunit 12. The transcript has a single exon. NCBI's taxonomy places the organism in Eukaryota, Metazoa, Arthropoda, Insecta, Coleoptera, Curculionidae. The record is from RefSeq and is a predicted model, not a curated record. Gene Ontology annotation, cellular component: membrane. Gene Ontology annotation, biological process: response to oxidative stress; mitochondrial respiratory chain complex I assembly. Bases 61 to 513 code for a protein of 150 amino acids.
ACCUGAACAAAUAAAUAGGUGCGAUUGUUAACAUGGAUUCGGAUCAUUUAACGUCAAAAAAUGGCAAAAAUCGUUGAAUUUUUCGGAUUAGAUUGCGUGCCCCGACUGUUCAAAACCAUCAAAUUCUACGGCGGAAUCAAAGCCUGCCUUUACAAGUUAUACAGGAUGGAUGGAUUGAAGCCAGGAUGUUGCGUCGGCGAGGACAAAUACGGCAACAAGUACUUUGAAAACAACAGUUAUUUCAUCGGUCGUAAUCGAUGGAUCGAAUAUGCUCCUUACUACGCUCUGGAAUACGAUGGAAGCCAGAUUCCUGCCGAAUGGUUUGGCUGGAUGCAUCACAAGACGGACUUGCUGCCAGAUUGCGACCCAUCCAGACCUCAGUACAAGUGGAUGGCCGAUUUUACGGAGAAUUUAUCCGGAACUCCUGCCCAAUUUAUGCCCUAUUCCACUACCAAACCCAAAAUCCAUGCCUGGGUACCACCUGGCAAGAAAACUGCCGAAGCAGAAUGUUAGAUUAUUGAGGUUUCGAACAAAGAAGUGGCCGAUUUA